Messenger RNA from Geodia barretti, 738 nucleotides. The record is from the annotation of a GenBank genome assembly. NCBI's taxonomy places the organism in Eukaryota, Metazoa, Porifera, Demospongiae, Tetractinellida, Geodiidae.
UUGGCUGAGAGUGAAAACAAGCACAGGGAAGAGGUGGAGGCCAUCAGAGCUCAACUAGAGAAGGAGACGGAGGUGGAAGGUGGGGAGAGUAGUGAGAGGGAGGGUAGUCUGAUUCCUCGACUGAGCCCCCAGCUGAGUCCCCGUGGCCAGAAAGAACUGAGACUCCAGCGAGAGAGACUGUCACGACAACACAGGAGUGAACUGAAGGCACAGGAACAGAAGCUGCGCGGCGAAUUUGCCCUCCAGAGUGAGGCACUGCAGUCGAGGCUCGAGGAAGAGUUUACUGCCAAACUAGCUGAGGCCGUGACCGACUCAGCACUGAACAAUGCAGCACAGGUAGAGGAGAUAAGUCGGGAAUUGAGACUGGAGAAGCAGAGGGCUGUGGAGGAGCUGGAGAGGGAGCAAGAGGAGAGACACAGGCAAGAAAUGGCCAGGCUUUCCCAGGAACGCCAAGAGGCAGUGGAAGCUUGUAAGGUGGAGUUAGAGUCUGCUAGAGCCGAGUACCAGGGAAGGAUAUCAGCUCUUGAAGAAGCUAUUGGUAGCGAGAAUGAAAAAGAGACGCAGUCCGAGGUAGAUAAGGGAGAGGAGUGGAAGGAGAGAGAAGAAACACUGCUGGGUGAGAUGGAGGCAAAGUACUUGGAGCAAGUCGAGGAGAUUCGGCAAGAGUGUACCAGAGACAAGGAGGCUGCUCUGGAAACUCUAAGAAGGCUCUGGAAGGAGGACUACAGACUGAGCUGA